GGUGCCCAUACCACUCAAUGCCUGGUACAUACUGAGCCAAGCUGCCAAGCAAUACCAGAACGUCAAGCGGCCGCACGACCUCACGGGCUACACGUGGACUUGGGCUGCCCUGAAACGCGGAGACAAGCCUCUGUGGGACGACCAUGUCGAGUAAUUCCUGGACACAGAGAAGCAGGCUUACACCCUGCUUGUUACGGAGAACGAAGAAAAUGCAUAUAAGAAACGCGUCCUGGGUGUGAUGGAACAGCGGGUCGCGUCCAUCAAUCCUAGCAAAGACCUUCCUGCCUCUGCUAUACCGGACGUCGAACGCACUACGCGGCUUGCCGCGGUUUCCGUGGCCUGUCAUUUGGGCUCAAAGGUUAAAGACGAUGCCACGUUUGACACAAUGUUGGUUUCCAAGAAGCCACAGACGACGACGCAGAACCAGGAGGCGCCUUUGGUGCUUCGCUUAGCAUUUGCGGCAUGUGUCCCUAAAGGCGCAGCCGGCAGCCGUGUCAGCGCGAUAGCUCAAGAGACUCUCGACGGGCAGGUGAGCGCAGCUGAGGCGGACAAGGUUCGAGUUUCCCAACAUUUCCGUAAAGAGGUGCUGGAGCAGCUUUCCAAAAUACAAACGGUUCCAACGCAGGAAGACUUCACGAGAACGCUGAACAACUUGGCCAUUUUGCAUAUCGUGAGAACUUCGGAUGAACUGGAAAUCGUGACGGAAUGCGCUAUUCGCAGUAAUUUAAGCGCCGUUGUCACCGAUCCUCCAAUGAAAGACGUCGCGGAAGGCGUUUUCGUUCACGCUCCGCCCUUCCAGGCGCCCCCUGCAGUCCAAGCCUGGAUAAACGACCAGCCUUAGGCGGUGCUGUCAGAGGCCGGAUGGGCGCAUGGACCUUAUUUCAGUUCGCGCAACCUUGUUUGUUGGCUGUAAUAGCGCAAUGUGAUUGUCGGUACAGGAAAGACGAACUGGAUUACUACGCUUCCGUAGUAUGAGUUAUUUGUUAGCGGCCAGUAUGUGCGAUUUAGAAGAUAAUAUAAUAUCGUUAACUGAGCUGUAAGUGCGAUUUUAUGUGCUUUUGUCCUUUCAGUUCACUGUUAUGUGGUGUGCUGAUGCGUUAUUGUGCGGAACACUAUUAUGCGCUAAAGCAAAAAUAUUUAGUGCUAGCACAUACUUGAUAUGCAUACA
Messenger RNA from Dermacentor albipictus, 1168 nucleotides. NCBI's taxonomy places the organism in Eukaryota, Metazoa, Arthropoda, Arachnida, Ixodida, Ixodidae. The record is from RefSeq and is a predicted model, not a curated record.